Messenger RNA from Wasmannia auropunctata (little fire ant), 1337 nucleotides. RefSeq names its product general transcription factor IIF subunit 2 (gene TfIIFbeta). The record is from RefSeq and is a predicted model, not a curated record. The transcript has 6 exons. Gene Ontology annotation, biological process: transcription initiation at RNA polymerase II promoter; transcription by RNA polymerase II. NCBI's taxonomy places the organism in Eukaryota, Metazoa, Arthropoda, Insecta, Hymenoptera, Formicidae. Bases 390 to 1208 code for a protein of 272 amino acids. Gene Ontology annotation, cellular component: transcription factor TFIIF complex.
UACCCUUGUCUUUCUACCAUGGUCUCAGUGAAGUCUCACUCUCGUCUCGGAUCACGAAUGGUCUUGGAUUUUGUUUCAGAUCAGUCUCUUUCAGAUCAAUUCCGAUCAGUUUGUCAAUUUCAGAUAGUUUCAAAUUAUUAUAUCGAUCAGUUUCAAAUAACUUUAGAUUUUAGAUCGAUUUUGAAAUCAAUUUUAUCUCAAGUUAAUAUUUGCCCAUGUGAACGUUUUGCAGAGGAGUAUUGCAAGUACACAGACAUAUAAUAUAUACUACAUACAAUAACAAGUAUAAUACUUAUACAAUAUACUUGCCUUCAAUAGUACUGCAUUAUUGAAAAAAAAAAGGGAAAGUAAAUAUUUUUGUCAAGCAUUGAAGAAACAAUAGCAAUAAAAUGUCCGCGAGUGUCACGCACACGGAGAGAGAAUUAGAUUUGAGCAAUGCCGGCCGUGGUGUGUGGCUCGUCAAAGUGCCUAAAUACAUAGCUAAUAAAUGGGAAAAGGCGCCUGGCAAUAUAGAAGUUGGCAAAUUGAAGAUCACCAAAAAUCCUGGGCAGAAAGCCGAAGUAUCUCUCAAAUUAUCAGAAGCUGUCUUAGCCUUGAAAGAAUCUGGAGAGGGAGAAAUACCGAAACAACACAGGCUAGAUGUUACAACAGUUACUAGACAAAUGUUGGGAGUGUUUUCUCACGUUGCCCCUUCCACAAGCUCAGAUGCAAUUGUUCCCGAAACAGAGAAACUCUUUAUGGAAGGAAGAAUUGUACAGAAAUUGGAAUGCAGACCAUAUGCUGAUAAUUGCUAUAUGAAGUUAAAACUGGAAAGUAUCAAGAGAGCGUCUGUGCCACAAAGACAAGUCCAGCAGUUAGAUAGAGUUGUACAAAAUUUCAAGCCUGUAUCCGAUCAUAAGCACAAUAUCGAGUAUGCUGAAAAGAAAAAAGCGGAAGGAAAGAAGAUGAGGGAUGAUAAAGAUGCUGUGUUAGAUAUGCUUUUUGCGGCAUUUGAGAAACAUCAAUAUUAUAAUAUAAGGGACCUUGUAAAAAUCACAAGGCAACCUAUUGUAUAUUUAAAGGAAAUCCUCAAUGAAGUCUGUAACUAUAACUUAAAAAAUCCCCACAGAAACAUGUGGGAAUUGAAACCGGAGUAUCGACAUUAUAAAGAAGAGGAAAAACCUGCAGAGAGCACCUCAAAGAAAGGCAAUGAUUCGGAAGAUGAUUGACUUUUAUAUAUAUUUAUAGAUAUACUUUUUUAAAUAAAAUCUCGAUUGAAUAUAACGUUCCUUAUAGUUACGAAAAAAACAAAUAAAUAUAAACAAAUUUUCAAACAAAUAAAUAUAAAUGAAUAUAAA